GUUCAGGGAUCAUCUGGGCAUCCCCGGCAAAUUGCCGCUGGAAACUUUGUUGCAAAUUGUGGGAAGAUAAUGAGUUCCAUUAGGAAUACUUGACCUUUAAAGUGCUAUAUUGUAUAAUCCCUGUGCAACUCUGCUAUCUUUUUCUCCCCUUUAUUGCACCAUAAUUUGUUCAACUUGCAAAUGAAUCUUAAUUUCCCUCACCUCCUGUAAGUGUAGGACUGGACUGGUUCCUCUUUUCUCGAAAAAACUCUCGUAUAUCUGCCACAGAAAAUGAAAAACUUCUGUGGUGAAAUUAACUCCCGCAUUGCACGCAGUUGUAAGGCUUCAGUGCUUUCUCAGAUUGCAGUGUUGGAACUUGGGAAUCAUCCCUUGGUGGCAGUUAUUGAUUUUUUCUUAUACGUGCUUCAAAUAUCAAAAUUUCUCUAAUAAGGUAUCUUUCAACUAAUUGACUUUCUGUGGUUACUUUCUGCCGGUAUUAUUACUAUUACUCUUGUGGUAAAGUCAAAUUACUGUAAUCGGCUGCCUCGCCGAUUUCAAAGACAGAUGUUAUCGAUUCCCUUCUCGGCCCUGUCGGGCUCAUCGCCAGGUAGACGACACGAUUUUUCCCCAUCCCCCCCUCGCAGAAGCGAUCGUGCCUUCGAUGUACGAGGUCGAGGGCGAGGAGGUGGAAGGUGGCACGGUGCCCCUGCAGGAGCUGCUGAACCCUCACACCCACCUGCUGCUGCUGACGGUGCCGGCCACGUUCGACGUCCAGGCCCUGAGAGGCCUCGCCUUCAGUGCCACCGAGUCCACCGACCUCGGGGGGGACAUGGCCAUCGUGCCCACCCGCUCCGUCUCCGGCCUUCACCUCUGUGGCACGGAUGCCGACAGCGGGGAGCUGGCGGUAGUGCCGGCGCCCCCCUUGAAGGUGUUCCGGAUGCAGCUGGUGUCCGGGAAGCGUCCGCUGCCCGUGCUGGUCGGCACGACGGAGCCGCACGCGUUCCCGGAGAACGUGGCCAGGCGGCACCCGCUUCUGGGUCCCGACUACGAAGGGAUUCUCCGAGGAGUCCAAGGACCCUCCCCGACCAAGAGGCUCAAGAAGAAAAAGAAGAAGAAGAAGGCAAGUGAUGUGCGGUGAUGUGAGUCCUCUCGGGUGAUGUGAGCCCUCUCUCGUGCUGUCGAUCUCGGCUGGUAAAAAUAAACGGCGUGGACCACGGCGACU
Darwinula stevensoni is the source of this 1201-nucleotide messenger RNA. NCBI's taxonomy places the organism in Eukaryota, Metazoa, Arthropoda, Ostracoda, Podocopida, Darwinulidae. The record is from the annotation of a GenBank genome assembly.